Molecule: messenger RNA, 38193 nt
Organism: Podarcis lilfordi (Lilford's wall lizard)
Lineage: Eukaryota; Metazoa; Chordata; Lepidosauria; Squamata; Lacertidae
Source: the annotation of a GenBank genome assembly
CUCCCCUCAGAGGAGGCGCGUCCUCCUUCCGCUUUCCCUCUCGCGUACGGGCGCCUCCGGCCUAGCCCGGCCCCCUCUAGCGGUGCCUCUGAGCCCGAGCUCCUCCUCAGCUUUCGGGGGAUGUCGCGCCCGAGCAGCGUCUCCCCGCGGCCUCCCGGAGGGGGCGGCGGUCCUCCCAGCAGGGGCCCGUCCACCGCCGCCGCCUCGUCCUCCUGCUCCGGCAGCGGCCGCUCCAAAGGGCUGAAGGACAUUCGCAUCGACGAGGAGGUGAAAAUCGCCGUGAACAUCGCUCUGGAGAGGUUCCGCUAUGGGGACCAGCGAGGUAACGGUUCCCCUUCCCUUCCCCCGAGGGUGGAGGAGGGGGUGGACCUGCAAGCGGCCCCAGUCGAAAGAGGCGGGUUUGUUAUGGUGGGUCUUCGCGGGUCAGCGCCUAGUUAGUCCAUCAGGGCGCCGAAGGAGUCCAGGCAACCAGUUGUAGUCGAGAACAGGGUUGCUUUUCAGUAAGCCUAUUAAAACCGAAUUAUUAUUACUUUUUUGCAGCCCUGUGCUGAACAUCACCUGCCAGCACUAGCUCUGCUGCAUCCUUGGUGAAGGCAUACAGUGGUACCUCGGGUUACAUAUGCUUCAGGUUACAGACUCCGCUAACCCAGAAAUAGUAGAUCGGGUUAAGAACUUUGCUUCAGGAUAAGAACAGAAAUUGGGCUUCGGCAGCGCGGCGACAGCAGGAGGCCCGAUUAGCUAAAGUGGUGCUUCAGGUUAAGAACAGUUUCAGGUUAAGAACGAACCUCCGGAACGAAUUAAGUACUUAACCUGAGGUACCACUGUAUUAGUCUUGAUCUUGCUUUUGUAUGUACCUGCCAACUCCUAGAGGCUAUGGGGUUUUGGCCCCACAAAAUGAAAUGUUUGAGGGCGCCGUCCCUCCCAAAAAGUUGAUGGGCAUUGCUAUGAUGUGCACUAUAACAUGUGAUUAUGUGGGGUACAGCUUACGUGCCACCCCCUAUUUUAUUCAAGUUGGCACCUCUGCUAUAGAUGUGGUGGCGUGGCUGUAUGCAUCCAUAGGGAGCUGUCUUGCCAUGGGUCAGAUCACCGUUCCUUCGUGCUGUCUCAGUGGCUGGCAGCAACUCCAUGGGCUAGGGAACUAACCUUUGUCCUUUUCCAGUCUGGCACCCAUCUUCAGCUCAUAUAUGACCCUUGACCCCCAAAUGUUGCUGGAGUUCAAUUCAUCGUCCCUGACCAACUGGUCAUACUGGAUUGGGUUGAUGCAGAACUACAGGUCCCCAUUGUCUACUAUAGGGUGCAGUUUACCCCACUGGCCUCUUUAGUCCAGUGCUGCUGUUUGAGAUCCUUUCACUGGAGAUGAUGGGGACUGAACCGGGGAUCAUGGGCAGGCAAUGCAGGAGUUGUAUCACUUAUGUAGAAGAGGCCCUUCCCAUAUUUAAGUAUGGCAUAUACCAUUUUUAUCUGUAAUCUGACUUGAACCCUGUCAAGGGAAAAAGACAGACUAUAAAUAAAAUAAUAAUACGGCAUGCAUAUUUGCUUUUCAUGCACUUAUAUAGCAAAACCCAAUGAAUGGAGCAUAAAAAAUGGUCAUGCUGGAUCAAACUAAGUUGCUGCACUAUGUUUCUAGCAGCAGCAAGCUUUAUACUGUAGAAAGAUCACUAGCAAAGUGAUGGCUAGCUCAUAGUUUGUCCUCUACCUCUGGACAUACCAGAACAGCAGCUAAUAGCUGUGGCAAUUACCAUAGUAGUAGUAGUAAUAAUAAUAAUAAUAAUAAUAAUAAUAAUAAUAAUAAAUUUUAUUUAUAUCCCGGCCUCCCCAGCCGAAGCCGGGCUCAGAGCGGCUAACAUCAAAUGUAUAACACAUUAACAUAAAAUCAGACAAUCAAUUAAAAUAAAUCCUCAAAUCAGAUCAGGAUCAGAAUAAAAUCCAAUCAGAUGGCAACCCGCAGAUUAGGGUUGGGGACCUUAAAUGUUUAAAUGCUUAAAUAGCUUGUGGUAGUAACUUUCACACACUAAUUGUUUUAAACUAUGCAUUGUGUGAAAUAUCUCCUUUGUUCCUCCUUCAUCUUUCUUUCUGAUCAAAUUCAAUACAUAGUGUGAUCCUAUUCAUAUCUACCCUGAAGUAAGCCUUAUUCCCCUUACCUCUCUCACCCUGACCUCGCCACUGUGAUCCAUGCCACGGUCACCUCCAGGCUUGAUUAUUGUAACUCACUCUACAUGGGGCUGCCCUUGAAACUGACCCAGAAACUCCAGUGGGUGCAGAAUGCCAUGGCAAGACUCCUUACGGGGUCUUCGCCUUGGGAUCACAUUCACCCAGUGCUAUACCAGCUGUACUGGCUUCCGGUGGAGUAUAGGAUCAGGUUUAAGGUGCUGGUUUUAACCUUUAAAGCCCAAUAGGGCCUAGGACCCUCGUACCUACAGGACCGCCUCUCCUGGUAUGUCCCUUACGGUCUGCAGAUAACAACACCCUGAAGAUUCCGGGCCCCAGGGAGAUUAGACUGUCCUCAACCAGAGCCAGGGCCUUUUCGGCCGUGGCUCCGGCCUGGUGGAACAUUCUCUCACAAGAGACCAGGGACCUGCGAGAUUUGACAUUCUUCCACAGGGCCUGCAAGGCAGAGUUGUUCCGCCAGGCCUUUGGUCAGGGUUCAGUCUGACUCAUUUUCUUGUUGUAUAAGAACAAGCAUGAAGGAGGUUUCCCAGCCUGCUCACAGGUCCUUAUAAUAUCAGUGGAAACAGUUGGUCCUGACGAGUAUUAACCGCUUUCAAUUUUAACCUGAGGAUUGUCAUUUGUCCAGUUUUAACUUUAACUUUAAUUUAUUUCAAUUAAUUUUGGGAUGCAUUUUAAUCAAUUGAUUGCUUGUUUUUGUGCAUAUUGUAUUAUUUAUAUGAUGUUAGCCGCUCUGAGCCUGGCUCUGGUCGGGGAGGGCGGGGUACAAAUAAAAAUUUAUUAUUAUUAUCAUUAUUAUUAUUAUUGAAUUCAAUGGGACUGAGUUCUAUGAGAGUGAGUGCAGUUCUUAGUUUAUCGUCCUUAAAAGUCAUUGCUUGUUUAUUCAGGGGUGAUGUAUUUCUACUAUGUAGACAUAGUUGUAUGUAGGCACAUACAUGUAUGCUUUCUCUUUCAGAAAUGGAAUUUCCUUCCUCCUUGACUAGUACUGAAAGAGCCUUCAUUCAUCGACUGAGUCAAUCGCUUGGUUUGAUUUCUAAAAGUAAAGGGUAAGUAAGUACCUUGCUAAAAAUACUUACCCAUGUGAAUGGGAAAAUAGGCAUCUUUCUGGCACAAUUUUGUUUUUCAGUUUUGAGUAUUGUCUUGAGGUGGAAUUCUUCCUGAGAGUCUUUGUGUUCUGUUGUUUCAAACAGUUCUGUGUAGAAGUACUGCCAGGGUGCGGUGAGAUAUCUGUUGACACUGCUGAAGCAGAUUCAUAAUUUGGCCUUUGCCCGAUUACCUGUGAUAAGUAGUUGUUCCUUUAAGGUGACCACAUAUGGCUUCCAAGUUUGGACUGUGUAGCCAUUGCUGCAGUAACUUUUUCUUCUGCAUGCUACCUACUUUGUAAGGCAGCAGAGAUUGGCUGCUGCAGCUGUAAUGCCACUGCUAUACCAAAGAUUUUGGAGCACACCAGGUUGAGGAAGGCUGUGUCUUGCUCUGAGGGGUUAGGGUUCUUAUAUGUUGGGCUACUAAACUGAGAUAUGAUUGUCCCUAAUGAGACUAUUGUGUCAGGCAGUGAAGAGAUUUGAAGCAUACCUACUGGAAAACAAGACCCAACCAAAUCAGAUUUGAAGUUAGAUGUUUACUAUGCCGAACAUUAAGCCACCUUGAUACUUUGUCUUUAUGCAGGUACUUAAUCCAGGAUCAAAAAUCUAUGGCAUGUAGCAUCUGAAACAAUAUUUCUGAGUCAGUGUAGCUGACACUGACUCAAAAAGCACAGCAAUGUGUUUAAUUCACGUAUUUGGGGAGUCCUAGCAUAUCUUAAUGUUUUGAGAAACCUGCUUCACUGUGGGUCUUAUAAUUCACCUGUGUUUGUAAAGGUUACUCCUGGUGCUGAAUAUGAAAUGAUUCUUCCUUUUUUAUUUUUUAGGAAAGGUGCAAGCAGAUAUCUAACUGUGAAGAAAAAAGAUGGCUCAGAGUUGGCACAUACAGUAAUGACAUGCAAUUUGAUUCCCAACACAAAACAUGCUAUCAGAAGCCUUGUACAGCGAUUUCCUGUCACCAAUAAAGAGCGCACCGAGCUUCUACCAAAGACAGAGAGAGGAAAUGUUUUUGCUGUUGAAGCUGGUGCGUUGAGUAUAUUCUGUUAAGAAAUAUAAUGGUGAAUUGUGAAGGGAAAAUUUAUUGCGUACCCCAAGCUAUGCUUGGAAACUCUUGGAGGUCUAUAGCUUAUGUGUGUAUAAUGACACAAUUACAACUGCAUAAUGUUUUUGCAAAUGUGGUUGCCAUAUAAGUGCUGGUGCGUUCAUUGCAUUUUGAUGGUGCUGCACUACCUUGUUGCCAUUUUAUUUUUGGAAAGAAUUGCUAGGUGGAGAAUGAAAGCGCUUCCCCUUGCAAGCUGUGCAUUCUGAUAACAUGAGGUACACCUAAAUGAGCACGAUCAUGCACUAGCUUUUCAAAUUAAAAUGCGUAAAAAUUGUGGCACAUCAAACCAAAGGAGACCAUGACUUGGUUCUCCUGUGCCCCCUCUUUGAACAGAAGGCACUGUAAUAGAGCCAGAGGCUCCCAUUCAUGGGAGGACAAGCCAUUUUUGCCAGUUCACUUUUCCCAGGCAGCCACACAGUUUCUGGCAAGUCCCCCAGCCCUACCAAGCAGAUUUUGAGGAAGGAAUUUGAGGUGAACAUUCUACCUUUCCUGUCUGUAAGCCAGGAGUAUUCUGUAAGCAGAUAUGGAUAUCGGGUGGACAGUGAGAAAAUGUAAACUAAGAGACAAAUACAGGGCUCUUCCUGUGAUGCUUCCAAAGCAUUUUUAUACUUGCCUAGCCGUGUAAAAGGACCAUUUUCUCUCUAGAAAACAUGCAUUUCUUCUUACGGUAGACUGAAGCUCAAUGGUAUGAUCUACAGUUUUGCUGUGUUAUGGAGCACUGUGGGAUGCUGUGCUAAAGCCAUUUCAACCCCACCAAACCCUAUGCAUGCAAAACGAUUGGGAGAUUGUGUGGUUCAGCGGCCAAUGAAGAAAUAGCCUUUUAAAAGACUUAACAAGAACGGUCAUUAACAGCUUUCAGUAAGGACCAAAGUUUGUGACAUGCUAUGUCGCAGGUGUUCAGAGCAGCCACAGCAGCACUAAUAGUUGUGCAGCUGCUAAGCUGCAACCUCACGUUUGGCUGUAAACAUGGGCAGAGCUAAAUGUGUAAGUGAAGCAUACCAUUUCUAAAGAUAAAAGCCUUGUUUGUGCUUAGCACUGAGUACUCCCCAACCCCUGUGUAGUGAUAUAAUUAUGUGCUGUUAGCACGGUUGUUUACUUCCCCCUCCCCUGGGGGGAAAAACGUAAUCUUGAUUAGUUUGCUAGGAAGUAUUCAAUUUUGCAUACUUAAAGACUGGGCGCGCAUCUGUUUAAAUUAAUAGCAAGUUUGGUGCAGUCAUCACUUUUGUCUUUUCUUAGAGAAUAGAGAAAUGAGCAAAACAAGUGGGCGACUUAACAAUGGCAUCCCUCAAAUCCCAGUGAAACGGGGAGAAUCUGAAUUUGAUUCGUUUCGGCAGUCUCUACCAGUUUAUGAAAAGCAGGAUGAAAUUGUUAGAAUUAUUAAAGAAAAUAAAGUUAUUUUGAUUGUGGGGGAAACUGGAUCAGGAAAAACUACUCAGGUAUGUAUUCUAUCAGAAUUUGAAAUGGAAAGAUCUUUUGAAUUGCUUAUUUACAAAUUCCAAAAUAGUUUAAAUCUCAAGUACUGUAUUUUUCGCCCUGUAGGACGCACUUUUUCCCCUCCAAAAAUGAAGGGGAAAUGUGCGUGCGUCCUAUGGGGCGAAUGCAGGCUCCUUGGCUUCAGCGAUAGCAACGUGAAGCCAGAAGAGUCUGCUCUUUGAGGCUGGCGGUGGGGGAAAGCAGCGCUUCCCCCCAUUGCCAGCCCCAGAGGAUGGGGGGGCAGCGGGAAGGCACGCAACGCCUUCCUGCUACUCUCCGACCCAGCUUUGAGGCUGGCGGUGGGGGAAAGCAGCGCUUUCGACAAGCUGGGUCGAAAAGCCCGCAGGAGCCGUGCGCUCUUUAAAGGGGCUGCGCGGCUUCUGCUGGGCUUUCUACGAGGUGAAAAUUUUCCCCUCCGCAGCUCUGGGAGCAACGGACAGGCUGCACGCAGCCUGUGCGCUACUCCAAGACCUUCUUCCUGCUUUUGUGGGGGGUGGCGGAAUUCCCCCACCUCCCGCAAAAGCCCACAGGAGCCGCGGGCGACUCCUGCGGGCUUUUCGACCAGGAGGGAGAAUGGAAUGAAACGGCCAGUCAGCCCCUUCUCCCUCCUUGGGGAAAAGCCCCCAAGAGUAGCGCGCUCUUUAAAGGCUGCAAGGCUCCUGCGGGCUUUUCUACGAGGUGGGGGAAUUCCCCCAACUCGUAGAAAAGCCCGCAGAAGCCGAGCAGCCUUUAAAGAGCGUGCGGCUUUUGCCUGCUUUUGCGGGAGGUGGGGGAAUUCCCCCAUCUCCCGCAAAAGCCCACAGGAGGGAGAAGGGACGGACUCGGCCAGUACGUCCCUUCUCCCUCCUUGGGGAAAAGCCCGCAGGAGCCGCGCAGUCCUUAAAGAGCGCGCGGCUCUUGGGGGCUUUUCCCCGAGGAGGGAGAAGGGACUGACUGGCCGUUUCAGUCCCUUCUUCCUCCUGGUCGAAAAGCCCGCAGGAGUCGCCCGCGGCUCCUGUGGGCUUUUGUGGGAGGUGGGGGAAUUCCGCCACCCCCCACAAAAGCAGGAAGAAGGUCUUGGAGUAGCGCACAGGCUGCGUGCAGCCUGUCCGUUGCUCCCAGAGCUGCGGAGGGGGAAAUAAUAUUUUUUCCUUGAUUUCCCCCCCCGAAAACUAGGUGCGUCCUAUGGGCCGGUGCGUCCUAUAGGGCGAAAAAUACGGUAUUUAGUUUUGUCUACUAAUGGAAAUACACUUUCAUUUUGAUGACUUAUUUUUUCUGGUUACUUAUAAAGUUCCAACAACUUUGAUUUCUUAUGCAUUUUACUACUGAAGCAUCUUUUUGCAGAAAACUGAUAUCUACUAAGGACACUUGGAGUGGGUUUGGCUGGACCACAUUCUCAGUUGGUCGUAAUAAAUUGUGUCCUGGUUCACAUGUCAUCCUAAGUUAAAAUAUUGCUUAGCAGGACUGCUUGAUCAUGUGGGCUUCCAGAGAAAAGCUUGAGCUGUUUUGCUCUUGCCUGGUCCGUGGUUUGGCCUAGUACGUCGUCUGAACAGGUGCUUGUGGUUAAGUUCUCUCUUCACCCACCAGGAGCUGUAACCAAAAGUCCUGGUUUGUACAAGAUACUGAGUUAGCUUUUGGCUUUGAUUGGCAUGGCAUAGCAGCAUAAAGAACAUCUUCUCCAGUAGUCUGCACAGAUUGGCUCAGUAUUAUGUGUGAACUGGGCCUCUUGUGAGGAGGGUGCAGAUUACAACUUUUUCAACGCUAAUCUAAAAUCUCUGUGUUCAGAUUCCCCAGUUUCUACUUGAUGACUGCUACAAAAACGGAAUACCAUGUCGCAUAUUUUGCACUCAGCCAAGACGUUUAGCAGCAAUUGCUGUGGCUGAAAGGGUUGCUGCUGAGAGAAGAGAGAAGAUUGGGCAGACGAUUGGCUAUCAAAUCCGACUGGAAAGCAGGUCCUGCCAAUAUUGCUUGCAGUUUUGGAUAGAAAGUGUUUUAGAAACAUUUAGAAAAAUGUGAGACAAUGGAGCAGAAAUGUAUUACUGUCUUACCUUGGAAGUCGAACAGAAUCCAUUCCAGAAGUCCGUUUGACUUCUGAAACAUUUGGAAACCAAAGCGCGGCUUCUGAUUGGCUGCAGGAAGUUCCUGCAGCCAAUCAGAAGCCACGGAAGCCUUGUCAGAUGUUUGGCUUCCAAAAGAACGUUUGAAAACCGGAACAUUCACUUCUGGGUUUUUUUAUCUUUCUGGAGCUGCAACAUUUGACUCCCAAGGUGUUCGGGAGCCGAGAUACGACUGUACUUGCAAAUAAAAAUUUAACAGGGUAAUUACCUGCUCCCCCUGUUCUUUUAGCCUUUGGGGCUCUUCCUUUCAGAGGUAAGGCAGGUAGCCACGAGGGGUUCCAAAUGUGGCUGCUAUGCUGUUUUGCACAGCUCACCUCUGAUGGCACCUGCAAUUCCUUUAUGAACCUCCUCAAAAGUCAAAGCCAUCUGCUGAAUCUCUGCCUUUCUAAGUUAAGUGGGCCCCAUGCCCCCAGUACAGUGCUCCAUUUAUCAAAUGCUCACCACAGGAAUGCUUGCCUGGUGUAAUUUUUUAUCUGCAUUGGGUGAAGACCUCUUCGUCAAGGUCUUUUAGCCUCCUCUCUUUGCUCUGCUGUUUUAGUAACAUUUCCCUCUUUUUCUGUUCUUGAUUGUUUUAAUUGAAAGCCAUGCUGAAACUUGUGAAGUUGAAAGAGUGGGGUAUUUUAAAUAAAAAAUUUAAAUGUGUAUCGCAUAACACUUCCAUGACACUGUUAAACAGGGCUGCACUGUGGAACCUAAGAAAUGGAAACAAAAGAGCUCUCCAGCUCAGAAUAUAUCAAUGGUAUAGCAUUGUAAAAGUCCAUAGGUGGAAGGCUCGAAAAAAGACACUCUAAUGAGCAGUUUUCAGAAGUCAGUACGUUGAUCUGUUCCAUGCAUUCUGACAGCGGAGACGAGGGUGCAUGUAUCAGAGAGACAGACAGACAGACAGACAGAGUGGGUGUUUUUGCUCCCUUUCUGAACAUAGUACUAUAUAAAACAUGGUUUUGUCCUGAAGAGGGAAGAGGAAGAGGGACUGUUGUCUCUCAGGCAAGUGGUUAUUUGCAAUCUUGUGUCACUAAAAGUUGUAGAUCAGAUAGUAUUUAUGCAUAGUCAACAAUCUUAUGCGGGGCUGGAUGUGAUAAAUUUGUGCUAAAAGUGCAUAUAUUUGCAAUGACUUCAUAUCUGUGUGUUGUGUGCAAAUACUUCUUCAUAAGCUGUUUUGUAUUUUUAACAGGGUCUCUCCAAAGACACUUUUAACAUUUUGCACUAAUGGUGUAUUACUUCGUACAUUAAUGGCAGGAGAUAGUGCACUGUCAACUGUAACUCAUGUCAUUGUGGUAAGGUUGACUAAUUAUUUCUCACGAAAAUAACUAUGCCAAAUUUUUGAAGUUGUGAAACUUGACGUAAAGUUCUUCUUGUUAGUUCUUUAUUAAACUUUAUGCAUAAAUUGACACAAGGAGCACCAUGAUCAACUUUAUAGUUUUGGAGUUGGCUGACAUAUGAAGGAACUUGUAGUUGAAUGCAUGACUUUGAGCCACUUGCUGUCAGAUGUGUUCAUUCAGAUAACCAAGAGGCUACAAAUAGCUUAUGGUAGGCACAUAAAGCUUGAUAACUACAAUUCUGAACUUGAGUUGUGUCUACCUUAGUCAACAGAGUACUAAAGCCUUAAAUGGCUCAGGAUACGGUAUAGAAAUUUAACAUAAUAAUAAUAAUAAUAAAUAAAUAAAAAAACAGGCCCAGUUUUUAUUCAAUAAAGUUGUCUUUAGUGGACAGUGAAUGGCUGAUUAAAAACUAAAGGAGAGCUUAACUGUCACGUCUGCUAUGGUGUAAACUUGUCACCAGCAGAGAACUGUGGAAUGAUGUAUGCACCAAUGAACUAUAAGAGUACACAGGUGUUAACAUGUAUCCCACAACAUCAGAUGUGCUGCUAGACUGAUGACAUGGUGAAACCCUGAAGCAAAGAACAUGCUCACAAGAGAAAGCAUGAAAGGGAUAAGAGGAUAGGGUGGCAUGUCUGCAAGAAUGGCUGAGUAGGAGUUGGGUAGAACAUAAUACCUAACACGCUGAAUAAAUUUAAUCUAGUAAAAUGUUAGUCAAAUAAGCUUACUUCAGCACUUCUGCUAAUAUGAGAAAGAUUACUGCUUCUGGAUGAAUGCUGUGUUAAUCUUAUAUAGAUCACGAUAAAUGCCUAGCAGGUGUAUUUGCAAAAAUAUAAAACUAUUGUCAACAAAUGACAAAAAUUGUAAUGCAGAACUUAUGUAGUAUAUUGUGGCAAACUUCUUAAGCUCUGUUCUAAAGAGGGCUCUCUUUCUUGUUUAUGUUGCAGGAUGAAGUCCAUGAGAGAGAUCGGUUCAGCGACUUCUUGUUAACAAAGUUAAGAGAUACGCUACAAAAACACUCAUCGUUGAAACUCAUACUUUCUAGUGCUGCCCUGGAUGUGAACCUCUUUCUCAGAUAUUUUGUAGGCUGUCCAGUGAUAUAUAGUAAGUUCAAAUGCUAGUAGGAAUCAGUCUACUAAAUUAAGUUGAAUGCAUUUUCCUUAGCUUGGUGUAGUACAUAUCAAACCUUGGAAACAAAUCAAUGUAUUAUUUUUUUUGUUACUAUUACUACUGCUACUACUGCCUUUCACACACAUGCCUCAAGGUAAUGUGCAAAAUGCAACAAAAAAAGGUAAAAGUCACACAUAAAUUGAGAGCAGAUAUAUUUUAAAACAAUACAAAAUAGACAUCCAUGGCGGAGACCUAUUCAUCUGGCUGAGAAAGCUUGUAACAAUUAGUAUACAAUUUCCUUAAUCCAAUAUGCAAAUAUUAAAGCUGCAUUUCUAUAAGUAGAUUUCCGGGUUUUUGCCACGCGCACAUGCGCAGAAGCAGCCCUCUGGUUGCGGAAACCUCGGGAUCCGACCGGAGCUCCGGAACGGAUCCCGGCCGCAACCGGAGGUACCACUGUAUAGAGAGAAAGAGAUUUAGCAGGUUUAAGUAUGAUAUUGAUUAUUAUUAUUAUUAUUAUUAAGCUUACAGGUUUAAGUAUGAUAUUCAUGAUUUAGCAUAAACUUGAUUAUUUAUAUUCAUGUCUUCAGUACCAGGAAGACCAUUUGAAGUAAAAGAGAUGUUCCUUGAAGACCUACUUAGAAGCACAGGCUACACAAAUAAAGAGAUGAUCAAAUACAAAAAGGAAAAACAGCGAGGUUGGUAUCUAUAUAUGCAGGUGUUAAGGGAGAUGUAUCUAGAGCAAAACAAACAUUGUAAACACUCUCCCCCCCCCCCCCAAAUAUACUGUGAAACACUAGUAAGUAAAUACAGUGGUGCCUCGCAAGACGAAAUUAAUCCGUUCCGCGAGAGUCUUCGUCUAGCGGUUUUUUCGUCUUGCGAAGCAACCCUAUUAGCGGCUUAACGGAUUAGCGCUAUUAGCGGUUUAGCGGCUCUUAAAGGCUUAGGGGAUUAGCUGCUAAAAGGCUAUUAAAGGCUAUUAAAGGCUUAGCAGAUUAGAUAAAGGGGGGGAAAAGCGAAAAAAAAAUCUCUAGACUCGCAAGACAUUUUCGUCUUGCGAAGCAAGCCCAUAGGGAAAUUCGUCCUGCGAAGCAACUCCAAAACGGAAAACCCUUUCGUCUAGCGGGUUUUCCGUCUUGCGAGGCAUUCGUCUUGCGGGGCACCACUGUAUACAUUUUCACCUUUACUCCUUUUUUGUGUGUAAAACAUUUAAAAAUGUUCUCCAGAGGAAAAACAACAGACAACUCUGACUGAAUGGUAUUCUGCACAAGACAACAGCAAGCCAGAAUUGCAGCGCCAGAGAGCAAUACCAAAUGUAGCUGAAGAAUAUGAUCUGUUGGAUGAUGGUGGCGACACAGUGUUCAGUCAGCUGGUAUGAAUUUGUUUAAGGAUUCUAAUAUUUCAUGUUGAUAGGAAUUGUUAUGGAACAAGAACAGUAUGAUCUAGAUUCAAAUUUCCACCAACAUUCAUUUGCGUUUGAAGCUCAUAGUCAGCAUAGUCUCCUCUGCAUACACAACAGAUGUGCAUUCAUAGAGGUCCCUCUGACUUUUUCUACUCUCCAGGAUUUCUGUAAAGUCAGGCUUCUGCUUCACCUUUCCAAGAGACUCAUUACUGUUUUCAUACAAUAUGUUACAGUGAUUAUGCCUGUUUUUGUAUUUGUGCAUGGUGGGGCUCUUUAAAAAAAAUUUUUUUAACACCUAUGUGUAAUUCUGUGUUGUUUUUAAAUGUGGGAGUAGCAUGAGUUCGGGAUGCCUUGCCUUCUGUGGAGGACUUUCUCUCACUUUGGCACAGUAAAAGCUACUUUUAAACUUGAGAGGGAGGGGCUGCCAGAACAGAAAGUUGACAGCAAAAAGCUCCACUAUGUAUAUAGAUCUAGGUCCUUGACCUCUCUUUAACUUAAGAGUGUUACUUCCCAUAUUGUAUAUUAUUAUUCAUGACAAUCAACCUGGAAGAAAUCCUUUCAGUAAAGUCAAAGAAAGGCCAAUGAAGCAUGCACCUAGCAUGCAAGUUUUGAAACAUUGAAGCCUCUUAUUCUGUCAGUUUUAGGGUGAGGAAAUAGCGACCGGAGAUCUUCUGUUGCUCUUAGAUAGCAUUCAGAUAAAAAGGUAAUGUUGUUUCCUUAUUUUCAGGCUGAGAAAGAUGUCAACUGCCUUGAACCUUGGUUAAUUAAAGAAAUGGAUGCUUGUCUCUCUGAUAUUUGGCUACACAAAGACAUUGAUGCCUUUGCACAGGUGUUUCACCUUAUUUUAACUGAAAAUGUCAGUGGUAAGUUUGCAUUCUUAACUUUCCCUUGCUGAACUGUGCACCUAAGCCAUAAAUACCUUAUUUGCCCUAAAAAAUAAUAAUCCGAUCCAUACCUUUUAAAAAUAAUAUGCGUUUUCUUGGAGUUAAGUGUUUUCUUGGAGUUAGGUGUUUUCUGGAACUAUUUAAAAUUAUUUUUGAAUAAGUGGACUGGGACUAAUGAGCAAUCACUAUAGGCAAGAUCCAACCCUCUGCAGCAGGGGGCAGGGUGGCGGGGGGGGGGGGGAGAAUGGCAAGUUUCACUGCAAAAAUGGAAGGUCGUUUUGCAAGUGGAAUGCCACAGUUGGUGUUUCUGCAAUAUUCAUAUUUUCCCAAAGCAUAGGAAGCUGCCCUAUACUGAAUCAGAUCAUUGGUUCAUCUAGCUCAGUUUGUCCACACUGACUGUCAGUGAUCGAACCCGCGACCUUCUGCUUGCAAAACAGAUACUGUACCACUGAGCAAUUCCUUUUCCUUAAACAUGCAGCUUAAUCUUCUGUAUAUUUCCUCUGGAGCAAGUUCCAGGUAAAUGUAAAUAGUUUUGAACCCAAAGUAAUAAGAAUCCAUGCAAGCUACUCUUUAAAGUUGUGGACCCUGGGUUAGUUGAAAUCAGUGGAGUGCGUUUGCCAUAAUUUAAAUGGAUUUCCCAUUGAUUUCAGUGGGAACUAAGUGCAGCUAAGUUGGUAUGGAUCCAACCCAGAAUGUUCUGAAAAGAUUUUGCCGAAAUAGUUUGGAGAGUUGAGCAUUUGUUGAACACUAACUUUCCCCUUCUCCUUGUCCUAGUUGACUACAGGCACAGUGAGACAAGCGCAACGACUUUAAUGGUAGCUUCUGGAAGAGGUUUCUUGAGUCAAGUAGAACAGCUUAUUGGUAUGGGAGCAAACAUUCACAUCAAAUCAUCCAAUGGCUGGUAAAACAAUCUCAUUGCAACUUUUCCCCAUUCAUUUCGUUGUGUAUGUGCGUGUGUAUGUAGAGAGAAAUCGUGGAUUAUUAGAAAUGUUGGGGGUAAGUUAUAAGCUGUUUUUUAAACAACAAGAUUUUUUGGUUAGUUCCCACACUAUCUACUCCACAUUGCUGGUGCUAUACUCUGUAUUGCCUGAGAUUUGGCAGACCUAAUUGUCAGAGAUCCAGUCUGUUGUAAUAGAUUUCAGUGUUUGCUUAAAUAUUUGUGUGAUUAUGCUGAAGUAGAUAGACGAAAUUUCAACAAUUUAUAGCUAAUAUAGUGGGAAGUGGGAGAUUAUAGAAUUGUCCUUCUCUUGCCCUACAAGACAAGACCAUCACAAUCUGUUGCAUUACUAAAGCAACUAGCUCCUAUUUACUAGUCUGCGACUUCCCCACCCCUGAAGAGCAAAACCUCAACAAACUCAACUCUAAAACGAGUGGGAUACUUUUACUGUUUACUGCUGCCUUCCCACAGGGGUUAUCUGUGGGGGCCCACAUGCCAGUAGUGGACAUAACUGGUGGCAUCAAUGCCAGAGCAGACAGUGGGCAGAACAUCCCAUUUUUCUCUCCUUUUACCUCCAUACUUUCUCUUUCUGCCUGCUCCUCCAUUUCCCCCCUCCUUCCCACUUGCAUGGAAGUAGGCCGAGGGUUUGCCUGAGGGCUGCAGGUUUGCUCAGCCUUGAUGUAAUGUGCCACAUGAUUUUUGUCCAAAAGUCUCCCAUGUGAAGUUUUUUUUAUUUCUACAAUUCAUUUGGUUGGGUAUGGUAGUUUAUAGUGCUAUGAGUUCAGCUAAUAAAUACAAGUUGUUUAGAAUCUUGUUACUCUAAGUUUGUAUUAGUUCUGCUUUUUCUGAUUAGUGGAACCCUAUUCAGACAUGCCUCUAAUGAGGGUGGAGGACAGAGUAUGUACCUACCUCUCCCACCCCCACCAUGCCUUCAGUAUCCACAUGGUAGAUGUCAUGUUAAAACAGGGCUCAUGCACACAGGCUAGAUGUGCAUGAUGAUUACCGCCCUGUCUUUGAGAAGCAGAAUCAUAGAAUCAUAGAAUCAUAGAGUUGGAAGAGACCACAAGGGCCAUCGAGUCCAACCCCUUGCCAAGCAGGAAACACCAUCAGAGCACUCCUGACAUAUGGUUGUCAAGCCUCUGCUUAAAGACCUCCAAAGAAGGAGACUGCACCACACUCCUUGGCAGCAAAUUCCACUGUCGAACAGCUCUUACUGUCAGGAAGUUCUUCCUAAUGUUUAGGUGGAAUCUUCUUUCUUGUAGUUUGGAUCCAUUGCUCCGUGUCCGCUUCUCUGGAGCAGCAGAAAACAACCUUUCUCCCAAAUUCGGCAGUGCAUAAAUUUGGCCUAUGCUCUCUGACCUCUAAUUUAAGUUCUGUUUUGGUCUUUGUUCCAUUUCAAUUUGACACUCGGCCGUAAGCAGAAAUUGUUUGCAAGAAUCUCCUUCUCCCUGCUUCAAGGAGAAUUGGGGAGAAAUUAUGUGCAAUGUAGACAUAGCUGAAGUUCAGAAUCGGGUAUGUUUCUCUGCACAGUAAAUGGAGGCGGAAGAAUCUUCUCAUGACUUCAAUAAAUAAUAGUAGUCAUUUAGCACUUUUCCUAUUAGCUGGAAGCACUUCCCAAACAUUAUCUUAGUAAAUCUAUAUAAUCAAAAAAGUCUUAAUUAUGUCUCCACAUAUCAAUUAGAGCUCAUUGGUUUUUAAAAGAAAUAGAGCUUUUGAUCAAGUACUGUCCUCUUGGCUCUACUUUAAUUUUUGACUUUUUUUUUAGUAUUGGAAAAAAAUUAUUAUAGUCCUAGGCAAAGGUUUUUUGUAAGUAUCCAGUGGGGUUCUUGCCUCUAGUCAUAUGCAGGCUAAUAAAAUAAGAUUAAAAAUGCCGUCCUGAAUGUAACUAACAAUGAUUGAAAAUGUUCUUUGUUCAUAGGUUACAUUUUUGUACUUAAGCAAAAUGCUUGUUUUAUUUUUUUAUAAUUAUUACAGGACAGCUUUAGACUGGGCUAAGCACUUCGGACAGACAGAAGUGGUUGAUCUGUUGGAAUCCUAUUGGUAAUGUGUUUAUUAACUCUGGAAUCAUAGAAUCAUAGAACUGUAAAGCUGGAAGUGACCACAAGGGUCAUCUAGUUCAAUCCCAUGCAAUGCAGGAAUCUUUUGCCCAAUGUGCGGCUUGAACCCACAUUGCUGAGAUUAAGAGUCCCAUGUGCUACCGACUAAGCUAUCCCAUUGUGCUUGAGUACAUGGCAGAGAACUGCCUGUACUUUCUAAAACAUGGAUAGGGAACUGGAUCUGGCCAGCUGAUUCAAAGGCCCUUGGGUUUGUGGGAAGACUCCUUUGUAGUUUUCAGAUAAUAGUGGAAGUAGAUCAAGGAACCAACAGCCUCAGGAAUUAUAUUUUUCUAAAUCUGCUUCCAUGUUCUGCAAGUAUUGCCAAUUUCUUAACGUGUGUAUUUUUUGGUGCUUGUAUUUUAGUGCCUCACUAGAGUCGGGUAAUCUCGAUGAAAGUUCUUUGGUCCAUGCAAAUGCUAGUGAACUCAGUGCAGAAGACAGAGAACUCCUAAAGGCUUAUCAUCACAGCUUUGAUGAUGAAAAAGUGGAUCUUGACCUGAUCAUGCACCUGCUAUACAACAUCUGUCACAGCUGUGAUGCAGGUAAAUGCAGGUGUAGUGCUUAUUUUCAUUUUAAGCAUCUUUUAUAUGCACAUGCUUUAGUCUGUGCUUUGGCACCUAGACUACUAUGCACAUAAAACAUUUGUUGGAAGCCAAAGGCUGUCGUAUUCCACAUGUGAGCUUGUUAGAAGUAGAGUACUGCAAUAAAUUGACUUUUUUUGUUUGAUCAGCAAGACUGCUCUUAUCUUACAAAUGCAUUUGACUGUGAUUAUGCCCCACUCCUCUUUUCCUCUCGAUGGUUCUUAUAAACUGGGCCCCCAUGUAUAUGAAUGGAGAUGGGCAGGUUUUGCUUCACACUAACAUAUUCUACAUUAGUGGGCACAAGCCUCAAACUUGCUCUUUGUGCCCUCCGACCAUAUGUAGCCCAUCCCUGUCUAGGCUUAGAAUCAUAGAAUUGUUCCAUGAGAUGAAGUUAAGGCUGCUCGUUCCAUAACUGGCUUGGCUUCAUUGUGGUGGGGAAAUUGUUAUCAACUCUCCCACUGGUUCGGAAAUGAUGCAACCGUUCUUAGGAUAUGCACGGUGUUGUUGUUCUCGGGGUUGAUUUGCAGCAUUUUCCCAAUUUCCCGGCAUCGACAGUGUUUGCUGAAUUGCUGGGACCAUCGGGGGUGGGGGGGUCUUUGUCAAAUACAAUUAAAUCUGUCUCUGGCUUUCUAUGUGUCCCAUUUCCCUUGGGAGGGGCAUCACUUGGCAUUGGCUGAUCAGAUUCCAGCUGGAGUAGAGAGUGGUGAAAUUGGCGAGAUUGGUGAAAUUCUGGAUCUGCCAAAGGUAUAAUAGAGUGUCCUUUCUUUGAAUUAUCUAGAUUGGGCUGGCGUUCUUUGUGUGUUUGGCCUUUUUGCUCUGAUGUUUUCCUCUCCAAGGGAGUAUUGCGGCUGGGUUCACCACACAUAUUCAUCUUUGAUGGCCCUUCCGAAUGAAUCAUGGCCCUAUGGCGAAAGCCCUUCGGCAGAGGUGGCGUUGAUUGCUUGGGGUCGGUCCGGCUAUACGACAAGUUUGGCAGUAGUUGUUUUCGUUCUGUGUCUUUAAAAACACGCCUUAAAACAAUAUUAUAGUCCUGUAAAAUGGCCCUAUAUUUCAGUAGCAUUUUAGGGGUAGCUGAGUCAGAAAAUGUCAGCAUGAGUCUAGUGUGCUGGGGGUCCGUGCAAAGCAAGUUUAUCGCGAUCAGAGUGUUGCAAUGGAUAUUUAGUAAAAGCUUAAAGUUUCUCUUCGCACUGUCAAUUGAUUCCCAGUAAGGCAGCAUAACAUUAAAAGGAUAUAUAUCGAGAGCUACUUGAGUACUUUGUAGGAUCAGGUCCCUACUUUCGCUUUUGUUGUUUUUAGUAUUUGUAGUCUCUAGGUUAUCAAGUCCAGACCGGUUACACCCCUGUACGCGAUGGUCUAGAGGGAGGGUAUGUCUUUGAGUUAACAUCUUACAUCAAAAACCUGACAGUACCUAACUAUCGAAGGCUUUUCACCAAAGCCAGACUAAAUGUCUUCGCCUCUGCAGUGCUGGAUGGUAGGUUGAGAGGAGUUCCCUACCAGGACAGACUUUGCUCGUGUGCUCAAGACAUCGAUUCCAUAAAUCAUAUUUUGUUGCAUUGUGCGAAGUAUGAGCAGGCCAGGGCUGAACUGAUACUACCCUUGCUGGUGCCUUUCCCGGGAAAAUCAGAGGCUCACUAUGUCAGGUUCCUACUGGAAGACCAGACAAAAGCCAGAACGUUGGCAGUGGCAAAGUUUUUAUCGGUGGUUGCAAGGACAAAUGAGCCCUAUAUUCCAAUUGUAGAAUUGGAAAGGGCCAUGAGAAUCAUCUAGUCCAACCCCAUGCAAUGUGGGAAUCUUUUGCACAAUGUGGGACUCGAACCCAUGACCCCAUGGGUCUCCUGCUCUACCACCUGAGCUUAUAAUGAAAGACCAGAUGCUAAGCAUAGCUUUCUCUUAUUCUAUUUCCUUUCACUUUGGAACUUUGUCUUAAAGGAGCGGUUUUAAUUUUCCUUCCUGGAUAUGAUGAGAUUGUUGGCUUGAGGGACCGCAUCCUGUUUGAUGACAAGAGGUUUGCUGAUAAUGCUCACAGGUAAAAAAAAAUCUGUAACUCUUAUUUUGGUAUAUUGGUUUUACUCUUAGAAGACUGCAUUUCAUUCAAUUCAUACUUCUUUGCUAUUAGGUUCCAAGUUUUUAUGCUGCAUUCAAAUAUGCAGACAUCAGAUCAGAAGAAGGUUCUAAAGACCUCUCCCCCAGGCAUCCGCAAAAUAGCAAGUAUCAAAUUACUUUUUAACCAUUUCUAUCAAUCCACAUUCUUUUCACAUCAACUGUUAUUACAGUGUAAUGUGUUGUUUCAGAUUCUUUCUACAAAUAUUGCCGAAACCAGCAUCACAGUUAAUGAUGUUGUCUUUGUGAUUGACUCUGGAAAAAUGAAGGAGGUAUGCCAUUUGCCUGUUCAUCUAUUUUUUUUUUUUUAAGAUAACUGCUUAAUAUAAUACAGUCAUACAUCAUGUUACGUUUGCUUCAUGUUACGUUAUUUCAGGUUACGUCCCCCGGUGACCCGGAAGUACCGGAAAGGGUUACUUCUGGGUUUCACUGCUCAUGCAUGCGCAGAAGCGCAAAAUGACAUAAUGCACAGAAGUGGCGAAUCGCAACCCGCACAUGCGCAGAUGCGCCGCUGCGGGUUGCGCUCUUUUCAUGUUGCGAACGGGCCUCCAGAAUGGAUCCCGUUCGCAACCACUGUAGUCUCUAAGUGGUUUAUAUAAAAUGAAGUUUAGCAGUUGCUAAAAAUGAGGUGAAAAUAAAACACAACUGUAUAUUGCAAAAAGCCCCUCAAAUUUAUCUUAGACUCACGUUUAAUUUUAGUUUACCAUAAACUAAAAGUGUGCUGUACUGUAAACAAAACACUUAAAGAAGGAUUUUAGUAUAGUGGCACCUCAGGUUAAGUACUUAAUUCGUUCCGGAGGUCCGUUCUUAACUGAAACUGUUCUUAACCUGAAGCACCACUUUAGCUAAUGGGGCCUCCCGCUGCCGCCGCUCCGCCGGAACACAAUUUCUGUUCUCAUCCUGAAGCAAAGUUCUUAACCCGAGGUAAUAUUUCUGGGUUAGCGGAGUCUGUAACCUGAAGCAUAUGUAACCCGAGGUACCACUUUACAAUGUGUAAAAUAUUGUUACAUGCCACACCAAUCUCCAACUAGUGUGAGAUUCCAGGGGUCUUGGCUUUCACCCAGGGUUCAUGUUUUCCUCAGAAAUAAGGCACAGUGGAGACUGCAGUGUCUUUAUGACUGAUGUGUUUUUACACACGUAUAUAUGCAACCUGAGUCUGUAGUGGAGGGAUUUCCAGCAUUCAGAUUUCAAGAGGAUGUUCUGCUGCUGGAAGGGUGGGACUUGAUUUUUGCCAGUUCCCCAGCAGCUCUCUGUGCCCCUGAAAUGCUGCUUUGGGGAUGGAAACAUGUAAAGUGGAAUCGGGGAAAUUCACCUCCUCCCUUCUCUCCAGCAGGAGCCUCAAAAUGAAUCUCAGUGCCUUCUAUAAAUGGGAAGAGAACUUCUGUUCUUGAAAGGGCAAGCCUGGAUCCAGGCAAUGUAUGCCAAAAUCACCUCACGAAACUAUUGUUAAUUUUGAUUAUUUUAUCAUUCAAGUGUUCAUUUCACCUUGCUGUUCUAAAUCUACAUUCUAAUAAAAGUGUUUUCUUGAAAUUUUAGAAGUCCUUUGAUGCAUUGAACUGUGUGACCAUGCUGAAGAUGGUAUGGAUUUCUAAAGCUAGUGCCGUUCAGAGAAAGGGCAGGUAAUGCAAAUAUCAUGAAUAUUUUAUUUUAAGAUCAGAUUACAGACAGACUAUUCUUACUUUUUCAAAAAGAAAAAAAUAUUUCUUAGAAUUACUGGUAUAAGAUUACUUGAAACAGGUUAAUUUUGAUUUUUAAAAAAGCUUAAAUGUUAGUACUUUUAUUUUUCAACAAAACCUUUCUUAGACCAUUUCUGGAAAUAAUAUCUUUUUGGAGACAUCUGGUUGUGCUUUUCACACUAUUCACUUUGGAUCACACACCAGCCCUGUGUUUAAAAUUUAUAUUAUAGUAUUCUUAUGAAGCGCAUGUUACAUUUCCAAUUAAUUUGAGCCCUUCAGGCAAAAGGUAUAAUGAAUGACACUUCUGAAAGAGCUUAUUUAUGAAAUCUACUUUCUACUUUCAACAUCUCUUUUUCCUGCUUUGAUUUUUAAAAUUCUACUCUUCUAUGUAUUGACUUACCUUAAAUAAUACUUACUGUUUCUAAGGGCAGGACGUUGUCGACCUGGAAUUUGUUUCCGACUUUUUAGUAGACUCAGAUUUCAAAAUAUGCUGGAAUUUCAGACCCCAGAACUACUAAGAAUGCCACUACAGGUUAGUGAUCUUUCUUGUUUUGUUAAGUCCAAAGAGGUCUUUAUAACACAAUGGUCCCACUCAACCUUCAAGCCAAACCAUGACUUGUGCUAACCAUAGUUUAGACUCCAAACCAUGGUUUAGAAUUGUUUGUUUCCUUUUAUUUUCUGUCCUCCCCCCAGUUUACUUGGAGCUGCAGCCUCUGGAGUCUGAAAAAUGGUUCAGGCUUCAGGGUAUUGGAAACUAUUGACCUUUGCUUCCCAGCUGGUUGGGAAGAAUAUGCCAGAAUUCUUCUUUAUUCAUGUCACGCUAAGCUAUGCUUUAGCAGGAUGUGUGAACAUGACCAGUAUGUGGAAGGUUGCUGUUUGAAGCACUUACCAUAGGACACCUCAAUUUUAAAAGAAUCUAAAAUAACCCAUUGUAUUUCUAUAUAAUACUUGUGGAAGUCUGAUCAGUAUUAAGAGGUGUCCUGCACCUCUGCUUCACAUCAUACCAAAAAGCAGCCUUGCACAAUGUUGCAGUGUUGUGUCCGGUGGUAGUCACUGAUGAUGGUGUUGCUGGUUUUGUUUGCCUAUUUGCAUUCCUUUGCAGGAACAACAUUGUAUAAGUUAGCACAGAAUGUCUGUAGAAUGUCACAAGCAAACAUUUUUCUUUAGCUGCUUUUUAAAUAUCAAGGCUUAAGUAGAAAUGAGCAAUUGAUUGCACCUUACGGUGCAAUCGUAGGCAGGAUUCCUUGAUCCCACUGAAUUUGAUGGUACUUGAUUUUCAGUAGAGCAAUUAUAUAGCUUUAAGAUAAAAAUCUGCUUUUACUGCAGACUUGCUAUACUGAAAGUGUGAAUAUUCUUAGUUUCUUUAUUUUUGUUACAGCUUUACCAUAUAUUUUGGAUCAGGGGUGACUAAAGCUGAAUAUUCGAUUUUGUGUAUUUUAGUUCACACAUUUUCAAAUGUCAGACUGGCAUAAGAGUUUGUUAAGUACUAGGGAGCAAUCAGUUUUUCUCCUAUGCAUUUACUGAGCUAAUACUUGGGGGAAAAAAUAAGUAACUAAUUAAUCCUGUAAACAUAUACCCACUUUACUUAUAGAAAUCCCAUUGGAAUCCAUGGCAUUUUUGAACAGACAAAUAUAGAGUUGCACUACAAGCACAUUGUUUAAUAUAUCUAUGCUUAAUCAAGUAUUCUAUGUAUAUGUUUUAAUCUAUGUUUGGUUCUUGCUCCCAAUUAAUUUAAUAAUUAUCCGCUUAGAGAUACAGUACUGUUAUGCUUUUUAUUUAGAUGUUUUGCUUAUGCUGGUCUGUGAUCAUAAUAAAGUAAAUUCAUUCAAUAUAAGGACAUUAUAUUGUGUAUUCUGGUUUUUCUGAAACGUGUCUUAAUUUCUAGGAGCUUUGUUUGCAUACAAAAUUGCUAGCUCCCAUCAACUGUCCAAUUGCUGACUUCUUGAUGAAAGCUCCAGAACCACCUCCUGCUUUAAUCAUAAGAAAUGCUGUACAGAUGCUUAAGGUGAGUAAUAUAAACAAAGCUACUCUUGUCCCUGUAUUUUUACUUAUUACCAGCUUUUAUAAUGAUUCCUAAAACACUAAAUUUUUGCAUAACUACUGAAAUUGCUAGCUCUGAAAAAAUUCCGUAAGCACCUUUCCCAAUUUCAUCAGUGCCCUACUUAAUACUUCUCCUCUGAAGUUUGCCUUGGAAAUAUCUGAUCAAGGGUGGCUUUACAUGAGUCUGUGUUUGAAUUGUUUGUAUGAAACAAUUCACUUGCAUUUUCAGAUGAAGCCACGACAAGAGAAAUAGUUGCUAAGCUAAUUGAAAUUUGGAGUCUAGUCGUUACCUGCUUUUGAAAUGUGCAUUUCUUUGUAAGCUGAUUUUGUUUGCUCUUUUAAAAAAUAGACAAUAGAUGCUAUGGAUACCUGGGAGGAUCUGACAGAACUUGGCUAUCAUCUGGCUGACUUACCAGUAGAACCUCAUCUUGGCAAAAUGGUGCUGUGCGCCGUUGUUCUGAAGUGCCUGGAUCCUAUUCUGACAAUAGCAUGUACCCUUGCAUACCGCGACCCAUUUGUGUUACCUACGCAGGCCUCUCAAAAGCGGGCAGCCAUGCUGUGUAGAAAAAGAUUUACUGCAGGAACAUUUAGUGACCAUAUGGCUCUUCUCCGGGCUUUCCAGGUAUUGUGAGUCUACAAAAAACCCCAAAACACUUAUGAUCUUUGUGAAAUCUAUCAGAAAGCAAGGAGGCACUUAAGCUAGAUUAACACAUCUUGAAAUGUUACCUAGUGCAGUCUAGUAAACUAAUGUUAUCAGAGGCCAAUUACCAAGCCUUUGUACACCUUGUCUGCUAUGGCUGCUGCUUCUUGCCUCCCUCCCUUGCUGUUUGCCACCUGCCACUUGUUCCCCUUUUAAACUGCUGCUAGCUGGAAAAGCAGUGCUAUGUUGAUUGUAUGUGUAUUGUCUUUCUUUGGCCUUUGCUUUAUAAGACUGCUAUUGCUCUAAACUGAGUCUGAGGGUGGGCUGCUUGGAGAUAUGCAAGCCCAGCUUUUGUAUUGCGGUAGCAUUGUUUUAACAAUCAGAAAAGAUGAGUUUCUAAUUUCCAUUGAGCCAUGGCAUUAAUCACCUGGUUCAUCUCCAUUUUCCCAUGAAUCUCUUGUUUUUAAGUUGAAUUAUUGUACACAGAUAAUGUUGGAAGCUAUGCUAUGGGAAAAGUAUGCCCCCGUCCCCUCCUUGCAGUGAGGUAGAUUGCUCUAAUAUUAUGAUUAAGUAAGGAUUAAUUAAAGUUACUUUUAUCCAUGAUGCUAAGGAGAAAGGUUAAUAGCAUACUACCCAUAUUUCCUCAUCUGCCCAUUGAUGCUGGGGGGGGGGGGCCAUGGACUUGCACUUGGAUUCUUCUUUGCAGAGUAGUAUAGCUGUUCCUAGCAACGUUCUGGUAGUUGAACAAUGUAGAGAGAAGCCUUCAAGAAUUGGGUAUUCCCCAAAUGUGUUCCGUUUCUUUUUCACUGGCUCAGAGUACGUGGGGCUUAAACUAUGUCAGGCUUAUGCCAUGACUGUUGUAAAAAGAGCUCAUUCCCCACCUCUCCUGCGGUCAGAUGAGAUUGCAGGGACAGCAAGAGAUUUUGACAGGUGGGCAGGGCAAUCUGCCUCUGAAUUGUGCGAUAUCAUAGCAAUGCCAUAGAUAAAUUAUUGUUAUUCUAGAAAUCAAGGCUUUCUAUACUAAUGAUCUGAACAUCUUGAAAUGUGUGUUUGUCAGGGGUUGCAUUCUAAAUGGUUACUGAAGAAACAUUAACUACUCUGAAAGUUCUUUUAAAUCAACUUGUUUUGCAGGCAUGGCAAAAGGCGCGAAGCGAUGGCUGGGAACGAGCUUUUUGUGAGAAGAAUUUCCUUUCUCAGGCAACAAUGGAGAUUAUCAUAGGAAUGAGAACACAGCUGCUUGGGCAACUCAGAGCAUCAGGUAAUAGAUAUAUAUCUGUAUAUUUAUUAACCUGAAAUCUGCUCCACAAAGUCUUCAAGCUUUCUUCCUGGAUUUCACUGUACUACUGAUUCCUGUGUAUAUGAUCAGGGAUACAGUUGCUAUCUUUUGAGGUUUAUUUUGGAGCAGUUAUCCUACAACCAAACCUUUGGUUUACUUACGCUGAAAGCAUAUUCCACUUGUUACCACAUUUUGAGGUGUUAUGCUAUUGCAGUGGAUUGUAAAUAUGCCCCAGUUAUGUGUAUUUGUGGUUACACUAGUAAUAUUUGCUGUGUAGAUUGUGUAGUGAAUACUUACUGUUCUGUUGUCCUAACAAAAGUGCACCUAUGGCUGCUUUGAGCUUGCUUCAAGCCUCCGUGUUAAAAUGAGAUUUGCAGUUAAGAAGUAGUGGCUGAGUUUUAGACUGUGGAUGGGAACAUCCUUACUAAUGAUUAUUGUAAACCUCUCUGGGAGUGUUUUCCAGCUGGAGAGCAGGGUAAAAAUAAAUAAGCCUGAUAGCCCAUCAAAGCCAAGAGCUAGUUUUAAUUCAAAAUGAGCUAAUGUUUUUGAGUUUGGCUCAGGAGCACAGAAAACUCAAAUGAGGUAUUUUAAGGGGAAUUGUCAGGCGUCAGAGGAUCCAACCCCCACGGCAGGUUGCCAGGAACGGAUAAGACAAGGAAAAGUCCUUACCAUCUGCUUUUUAUUCAAUAUUGACAGAGAGAGGAUUGGAACACAGCCUCUUGGAAUAAUGGUGUUGUCCCAAGUGACUCUCCACCCCCUUUUUCUCCCACUUCCUCAUUCAUCACCUUGUCUCCUAUGGGUGGCGCUGAGGGCCCUUUGCUUCUGAGCCCUUUGCUCUACUACUUUCAAGGCUCGCCGGGUUCUGGGAGGGGCCGGACCUGGAAUGCUUUCUAAAGACACUGUGUCUGUCAGCUGUCCCCCCUCUGGUGUUUCUUUUUCCUCCUCUUCCAUUAUUUCCCAGCUUUCCCCCUCAUCCGCCUCUGAGCUGUGACCUCCCUCAACCCCCUGUAGUAAUUCUGAACUGUCUUCUUCUCUGGAAGGGUCAGGCUGGGGAGGCAGUCUCCACCAUUCCUCCUUUGCCCAGUCCCAGACAGGAAUGAUGUUUCAGUAAGUUUCAGCAGGCAAGAUUGUGUCCUGAGUUAAAUGAGAAAAUGCUGUGUUUGGGUGUUGUUUGUUCUAGUGCAAAAUAACUUUUAUUCUCCCAUUCUGCAACCAAGGCAAGAUCCUUUGCAACCAAAUGCCCGAGUUUCACUGCUCAGAAUGGUAUACUGUUAAUGACAGAGUGGGAGCUAAAAAGGCUAUGCCUGACAUGCGUCUCUGAAGUUAAUAAUAGCUUUCUUAAUUAGCAGGACAUACAUUUCUUUCUUUUUUUCUUUCUAGGUUUUGUAAGAGCCAGAGGUGGUGGCGACAUAAGAGAUGUUAACACCAACUCUGAGAACUGGGCUGUGGUGAAAGGUGCCUUAGUAGCUGGAAUGUACCCCAAUAUAGUUCACGUUGACAGAGAGAACAUUGUUUUGACUGGGCCAAAAGAAAAAAAAGUUAGAUUUCAUCCUACCUCUGUUCUUAGCCAGCCCCAGUAUAAAAAGGUAAGAAGGUAUAAAGUUUAAAAUAUUAGUGUGGGAGAUAAGAGAACCUCAGUUCUUCCGUGAGCUUUGAAUGCUUUGUUUAUUUAGAAAUGUAUUUUGAAUAAUAGCAACCCAUGACCGAUACCAGUUGCUAUUCUUAACGAGGAAGCAGAGAUCUAGUAAAAUAAGGUGGCACAAGUCUUUGCUGAGUUUCUUUGCUAAACUUGUUUCAGCACCAAACGGUAUUCAUAGAAUCAUAGAAUCAUAGAGUUGGAAGAGACCACAAGGGCCAUCGAGUCCAACCCCCUGCCAAGCAGGAAACACCAUCAGAGCACUCCUGACAUAUGGUUGUCAAGCCUCUGCUUAAAGACCUCCAAAGAAGGAGACUCCACCACACUCCUUGGCAGCAAAUUCCACUGUCGAACAGCUCUUACUGUCAGGAAGUUCUUCCUAAUGUUUAGGUGGAAUCUUCUUUCUUGUAGUUUGGAUCCAUUGCUCCGUGUCCGCUUCUCUGGAGCAGCAGAAAACAACCUUUCUCCCUCCUCUAUGUGACAUCCUUUUAUAUAUUUGAACAUGGCUAUAUAACCUGAUCUUGUUUCAGGACGUUUGUGUUGUAAAGGCUUUGUAAAGGAUUCCUCAUGUGGACUGUGCAUCCCACCUCAUGCAGCAGGAUUUUACCCUUUCUUAAGGCUACCUGAUGGGACGCGGGUGGUGCCGUGGGUUAAACCACAGAGCCUAGGACUUGCCGAUCAGAAGUUCGGCGGUUCGAAUCCUUGCCACGGGGUGAGCUGCCGUUGCUCAGUCACUGCUCCUGCCAACCUAGCAGUUCGAAAGCACAUCAAAGUGCAAGUAGAUAAAUAGGUACCGCUCCGGCGGGAAGGUAAACGGCGUUUCCGUGCACUGCUCUGGUUCGCCAGAAGCAUCUGCAUCAUGCUGGCCACGUGACCCGGAAGCUGUACGCCGGCUCCCUCAGCCAAAAAAGCGAGAUGAGCGCCGCAACCCCAGAGUCGGUCACGACUGGACCUAAUGGUCAGGGGUCCCUUUACCUUUACCUUUAAGGCUACCUGACCAUGUACUUUUGAUCUGCAUAGCUUUUUGUGUGUUUUAUAUGGAGCUCCCGUAGUCUCCCAUACAGCAAUGAGGAGGUUCACAACGGUUUAGAUUCAUCAAUGCUGUGCAUUGGGUACUCCCUUCCUAUUUUCUUCAGAGGGCUGGGGAAGUUUGCUUGCAAACGGAUGUUGUAAAUUGUCCCUUUUUAUCGAACCGAAAGAAGCAAUUCUGUUCCUUCUGUGUUACUGCCUAACAGAUUCCUCCAGCAAAUGGUCAAGUGGCAGCUAUUCAGGCACUUCCCACGGACUGGCUCAUAUACGAUGAAAUGACAAGAGCCCACCGCAUAGCCAAUAUCAGGUGCUGCUCAGCUGUGACGCCGGUCACCGUGGCCCUCUUCUGUGGAUCAGCUAGGCUGCCAAGUAAUGCUUUGCAGGAGCCUUCCUCCUUCAGAGGUAUAGUGCUAGAAUAAGAAACGUGGUUUUAAUAUGCAUGUAUGAGUACAUCUAAUCCACUUGCUGACUUGUGUUAGCAGUUGUUAAGAGCUGUUUGUUUCCUGCGCUAAAGUAAAAUAAACAUUUUUUUUAUAAUGGGAAGGGGAAUGUAUCAUCUCAUUUUUGCCUCUUAAAUUCAAACAGAUUGUUGGGUUCUGUUCAUUAUUUUGAAGUCUGGAAGCAGCUUCAUACAUUAUGUUUUCGUGCAGGGAAAGCACCUCACUGUUGGGAAGAAAGUGUGGAUUGUCUUGCCUUUAGCAGCACUUUCAAACAGUUCAUUUUCUUAAUGUUUUAUUAAAAUAAAUAUGAAUGUGGUUACUGUCAUAUAAGCUAACCUGUUAAGUAAAUGAGAUAAAAGCAAAAUGCAGCUGUAUAUUGCAAAUAAAACUAAGCAGAGUACAAAGAAAGAAAGAAAGAAAGAAAGAAAGAAAGAUGAAUUGGAGUCCCAGAAAGCUUGGGUAACUGUAAGAUCUUAAAUGUCAUGACUGUUAUCACCUCAUUCCAGAGAGUGAGUGCUAUCGUUGGGAAGGCCCACUUCUGUGUUGCUAGGUAUCCUGUUCUCAAGUUAUUUAGCGCUUUAAAUGUCAACAGCAAAACCUUGAACUUAGUUCAGUAGCUAAUAGGGAGUGAGUGCAGAUCUUACAACACUGGUGUAACAUGUCAGUCUGGGUGUCCCACUAAGUCACCUAGCAGCUGCAUUUUGCAUUAGCUGCAGCUUCUGAACCAGGCACCAAGGUAGGAAGUUAGCAGAUUAAUCUUGAUGCAUAUUAAAAAUACAUAUCUCUUAAUUGUUGUUGGUUUAAGUACGGAGUACAGUAAAUGUUAAUGCCUGAGAUCUGCCUUUCUCUAAUAUAGUGGAUGGUGUUCCUAAUGACAGCAGUGAUAGUGAGAUGGAAGACAGAACUACUGCUAACUUGGCUGCCUUGAAACUGGAUGAAUGGCUUCAUUUCAAAUUAGACCCAGAGGUGCGUACUUCAUCUGAAAAAAAUUGAAAGGAAAAAACUCAGUCUUGAGAAUUGCUUUCAGCAUUUUGACCUCAAAAUGACUUAAAAUUAGGAUCCCAGGCUCAAAAACUGACCUCUGAAAGAAACAGAACUCUUUGCUCUCUCAUUUUCAAUAUUGGCACCAUCCAGCAUCGUAAUCACUUUUUAUAAAUCUAUGAUGUGACCACAUUAAAAUAUAUGUUCUAGAUACUGCAUCUAAACAAACAAAAACCCCACUGUUGUACAGUAGGAAAUGGUGCACAAAAAGGGGAGUCAAAUAAAUUAAACAAAGGGAUUGGAACCAUUUCCAUAUGAGAAAAGGUUAAAAUGUUUGGAGGACUUGGGAGAGAUCAGCAGCGAGUUGGGGCUUGGUCUUCACCAAUAUGUGGAAUUAAUACCUGAUGAUGAUGAUGAUGAUGAUGAUAUUAAAUAUUAAAUAAACAGCAAGGGGACCUUAGUGUGUUUGUAUAACAUCAUACAUGAUGUGAAGAAAGUCAUUGGAGGUAUUUCCCCCUCUCAGUUAAAUUAAAUUAUGUGGCUUUAGAUUCAGAGAAUGCAUAAUUAACAUGGUAUUUGCUAUUCUAAAAUUUGGUGAUGGCCACUGACAGGUGACUUUAGAAGGUGGUUAGAUUGAUCUUCUAUAAGUGUCCAUUAUAGAGGCUACUAUCUCUACUGGCUAAAUGGAAGCUCCAGAUCUGAUGAAUGUAUGGAGGUUGGAGGUAGGGACGGGAUACAUAAUCCUGUGCAUUUCACCUGGGUGGAAAGAGCAGGUGUUUAAACCAUUUAUUGAUGUUGAUUUAGAUUGAACUCCUCCUUCCCUAGCCAUUCAUGUCCUUUCACCUAUGUAAACGGUGCUGCAAGAAAGCCAUGCAGGGACAGUUUAAUUCUGGACCUAUCUCAGUUCUUCCUCUAUCACUAUGAGAAUAAUCAUCCCAGUUGAAAAACUUGAAAUUCUUUGCCAAUGAGCAUGGUUACAGAUAUAACAGAGGAAUGAAGUAUUAAUUAAAAUACUUUAAAAAAAAAAUAUCUCCCAAAUACUUUGGAACAAAAGGAUGUUUUCAGGAAUCAUGUUGCUGACAUCAAACUUCCUCAAAGUAUCGGAGUUAUCAAAACUAUUUAAUACACUUAUAUUCAAUAAAAGGUCACCAAGCGUUCUUGGAAGGGUCUCCAAGACAUAUAUAUAUAUUAAAUUAUAAACUAUAUUUAUUACAGGCUGCUAGCCUACUCCUGCAAUUGAGGCAAAAAUGGCAUAGUUUAUUUUUACGGCGCAUGAGAGCUCCUUCAAAGCCAUGGUCUCAAGUUGAUGAGGCAACCAUACGAGCAAUCAUUGCUGUUUUAAGCACUGAAGAACAGUCUGCAGGUCUACAGCAGCCUUCGGGAAUUGGGCAAAGACCAAGACCCAUGUCAUCUGAAGAACUUCCUCUAGCGUCUUCAUGGAGAUCAAACACUAGCCGAAAAAGCUCAGCAGAAGCAGAAUUCGCAGAUGAUGCUUUUAAUGCUGAAAGGUCAGUAUCUAGUGGAUAGUACUGUCCACAGUACUGUGCUCUGUGCCUGCCGUGAAUAGGAAGCACAUAGUGUGCAAAGGGUUUAACCCCGUGAGGUGUCUGUAUGCUUUAAAGCUAACCUUGGCCCUCCACAUUUUUUGAGACUCCCAACUCCCAUCAACCUCAGCUAGGAUGGCCCAGUGAUCUGGGAUGAUGGGAAUUGUAGUUCAGCAACAUACAGAGUGCUGUUGGUUGGCCAUCCCUGCUUUACAAGUAGCAAGAAGGGAUGAAGCUGUUGUUUUUCCCCCACCAGAGGUGACAUAAGCUCUCCUCUCUGUGUCCAUUCAUUUCUUGUCCCUCAGCAGUUGCAAACCCACAGUUGUGUCACCUCAAACUAAUACAUUGUAUUUCUUGAUGGAGGGAGAGUUCCUUUCUGUUCUUGACUGGCGUUUAGGCUCCUGACCUAGUCUGACAGUGCAUGCCCAUAGAAAGUCAUACUGUGGUCGUGAGUCUUUUGCAAACAGAAGUGGAAUCUGAGGUUCUAUGCCUGCCUAAAUCUUCCUUGCAUUUUGGUUGACUUGUAGCUUCCACUGACCAAAAUAUCUGAAGCUUUACUAAAAUGCAUUAGGACAAAAUAGGGAUAGCUGGACCAAAACCUAUUUAAGUCCCCCUCCUCUGAACUUUUCAAGCGUGCCUCUCCUGCCUGGUCGGGUAAGGCCAUUGAGGAGGGCAGCCUUACAAACACAAAACUUUAUAUGUAAAGAUACUUCAUGGAAUCCCAGUUUUCUGUUAUGGGGGCAUGCACAUACUCCCUCUCUCACACAUAUACAUGUGCACAUACAUACAUGAGUUUUUUUUAAACUUUAGAAUAUACUGCUAAAAAUAAGAAUUGUCAUGUGUAACAGACACAAGUAUGCUACUGUUCAAGCUUAACGUAAUUUCAGCAUCAUUAAAAAGGUAAUCUAAUAAUACUGGAACAUAUUCAGGACGAUUUUUCAUAAUUUUGAAAUUAGUUUUCACACAACACUGAUGGCUAACAGAGUAGUUAAAAAAAUAAACAGCGUUAACAAAAAAAGCUUAUUGUUCAACAAUACAGUGGUACCUCAGGUUAAGUACUUAAUUUGUUCUGGAGGUCCGUUCUUAACCUGAAACAGUUCUUAACCUGAAGCACCACUUUAGCUAAUGGGGCCUCCUGCUGCCGCUGCGCCACUGGAGCACAAUUUCUGUUCUCAUCCUGAAGCAAAGUUCUUAACCCGAGGUAAUAUUUCUGGGUUAGUGGAGUGUGUAACCUGAAGCGUAUAUAACCCGAGGUACCACUGUAUUUAUUUCUCUUCAAUAUUUAAAAACAAACAGCAAGAAGCGCAAAUAUAUAGGAAAGCAAAGGAAUAUUUAUGAAGGACUUGAGCAUAAUAUGAACUUAGUCUUUAACAUGUUUGUAAAAUCUCUCUAAAACAACUUGAAAAUAUAUAGCCAUUUUCUCUUUCAGAAAUCCCCCCAAAGCAACUUUAAGCUAUGAUAUAAACAAAGAACAGAACAAUACAAUAUUAAGGUAACGUUCCAAUUUUUAAAGCUUUUAAAAAGCGUACUUCAAAGAGUACAAGGCAAUUUGACAAGAGAAAAAUAAAUAGACUAGAUUGCUUACUAAGGAAAUAUAAAAAUAGCGAAUUGCACUUUCCCUUCUCCAGAAAGUUUAAAUUACUUGCUCAUAUGAACUACAGGGGAAGGAAAUAACAAGGCAUUGGUGCUGUUUGAUUCUAGCAGCCAUUACACCAGUCUGCCUUCUCAUACCUAGUUCCACAGUGAUAAAUGGUAACUGGCAAAUGGCUGCUGUGCAUUCUGCUGCUGCUGCUGCUGCUGAAUAACUUGUCUGGAAACCUGUUAUCCUUGCUUGCCUGACUUUGUCCCUAUGCGGCUUUUUGAUGAAUAUUGGGUUGCUAGUAUAUACAGAAAAACUGCUUCCGCCUGUCAACCAGAGGUUGUAACCCCAUAAGUGUGAGCAGAUGGCAUCUUCAGGAAACCCUUUAGAGCAGGGGAGGCCAACCCGUGGUUCUUCAAGAUGCUGUCAGAUUCCAACUCUCAUCAAACCCAGGCCAACAUGGACAAUGGUCAGGGAUCAUGGGAGUUGUAGUCCCAACAUCUGGAGGGCCACGCUUCCCUAUCAGUUCCCUAGAAUUGCUUGAUCCUCAUUAAACAUGGUUUUCUGCUUUCAACUUAACAGAGUUCUAAUGAAGUCUGCAUCUCCAGCAUUUCACCAACCCCUGAAAUACAAAGAGAGAAGCGUCUUGCAUUCCAAACGAAGCACAGAUGAUAGGUCAGACCAGUCGUCUGUGAAAUCUACAGACAGCAGCAGUUUCCCCAGCCCCUGUGCCAGUCCUUCUCCUCCGUCAUCUGGGAAGGUACAGUAGCUGUUCUUUAUCCUGUUUUAAAAUUUUGGAAGCUGCUGACUGCUUGCUGAAAUAAUAAAAUCAGACAUAGUACUCUGGAACUGACAACAUUUUGAAUAUAUCGCUGGUUUGAUUUCCUUUUCUGGAGUGCAUGGUUUAAGCUCUUUCAGAUAAAUUUGUAUGGCUUAUUUCUUUGCCACCUUGAGCCAGGAGUACCCUCUCAGAUGUUUUUGUGUCUAUAUGUAGAGCAGAAACACAAAUACCUUGAGAAUCAUUGAAGAAAAUUAAGGGAUUGGUAGAUCUUAGGCUAAAACAAGAGCCGUAGAAAUGUUUAAAACACAGAGUUUUAAAAGAGCUGACUGCUUUUGUAUAAUCCUGCUCUCUCCUCAAUUCAGUUUUGGUUGACUAUGGUGCUUGAUUCAUUCUCCUAAGAGCCAGAAAACCAGCUCUGCUUAGAUACCAGAGCUGAUUUCAUUUGGUAAAAUAUGACCAGUACAUUUAUCCUACAAGAUUUUUGGGAUUCAACAAGAACUGGUCCUAAAUGUACAGGCUGCUUCUAGAGACCUAUUGACAGCCGAUGGCAGAAGGGGCAGAGCUGCUUGGUUGUCCCUAAACUGUAGUUGUGCUAGAGAGCCCAAUAACAUUCAACUUGAUGUAUUGCAGCAUUGGAUUACUACCUUAAUUUGCAACGUUUUGUAUUUGCAUUCCUUUGACAUCAAAGAUACCAACUAUUGAACUACUUUCCACAAGAAUGGUAUGGUCAUACCUUAAAAAAUACCUUUAAAGGUAAUACCUUAAAAAACCCCACAAGUGUCUAAUCAUUGACCUGUUUUUCAUAUAAUGCUAAGACAGACCAUGGCUUAGUGCAAAUGCAUGAACAUGUAGAUUUCUGCAGACAAGAUUGCAACUGCAAGGCUCCUCUUCCAGGCAUGCUUCUGCCAUGGUACUUGGGGCUGAACCUUAGUGUUACCUUCGGAUCUGUGGUCAUGAUUUAUCUCUUUCCAGAAAAACCACAAGUUGUACCAUGGUUCUUGGUUUACCCCUUAAGGUUUCACUGAUGAAUUUGAAUGUAAUACCCAGCCAAAAGAUAGCCUAUUCCCAGGUAGUGCAGCUGUGGUCUUACUUACUGUUAAUUGCUGGGACAUUGCUGGGUUGAGUGUGUCCAAACAUUACAAAAGGUAUCUGUUUUUGCAGGGCUCCAAGUCUCCUUCUCCAAGACCAAAUAUGCCAGUUCGAUACUUCAUUAUGAAAAGCAGCAACCUGAGAAACCUUGAGAUUUCACAGCAGAAGGGGAUUUGGUCUACAACCCCAAGUAAUGAGCGAAAACUGAACCGAGCCUUUUGGGAGAGCAGUGUUGUUUACUUAGUAUUUUCUGUUCAGGGAUCGGGACACUUUCAGGUGAGAAAUUGAUACACUGAAGUUGAUGAGUAUGUUGCAAAAUUGUUACCAGACUAUAACAACAUCUGCUAUAUUCACAACAUUUACCUUGCUAUAAUUUGUCCUUUUCCUUCCUCUAGUGAUGUAAUAUAGGCAACUUGUGUGUAGAGUUAAUUUCUUAAUUUUUCAAGGACCCAAGUUGUGAUCUGACAAAGGACUGGCAUUUUAAUAAGGCUCUGAAACCUACUAGAAACAGGCAACCUCACAUGAAAAAUGGGGUUGAAAUAUGUCACCCUGGGAGUGACAUAUAGAACUAGAUCCACAAUGUAAUCCUCCUAACUUAUCUUCAUCUUCAUGGUAGUAAACAGUAUCCUCAAACUUCAGCCACUUAACAUUUAUUUUUUAUUUUUUGUAAACAAAAAGCACCUGCGGCAACUAAGCACCUGAAGAAAAACAGCUGACUCUUACAAAUGAAUCUUUACCCCAGACAGUACUAAGAUUCAUGUGGUUUUUCAAGCAAAAAACAACCCAGAUAAGCAGCAAAGUGGCCUCCUUCUCCAGCACUACACGUGGCUUUAUUGAGGGACAUUUUGCCACACCAAAGCAUUUGAAUUUGGCUUGAAAUAGAAAAACAACUUCUAAAACCCUGUUUCUGUUUUAUGAAUUAAUGUAUUGAGGUAAAAAAAGAAAUGCUGUGGGUUGUUUCAAGCAAAAACUGGUCAGAGAAGCAUAUUAAAAUAUUCUCCUGCACACAACACACAUGGUUUUAUUUUGGAUAUCCUGCUCCUCCAAGAAAUAUUAGAAGUCAGCUUGGGAUAAAAAGACACCCCAUAAACCUAUCAGGUUUUUCCCCCUACUAAGCGAGAAUAGAUGCUAUCCAACUAAGCUAUUCUUGGAAUAAACCUACUGAGAUUGAUGGACUUCAGUUAAUUUAUUUCAAUGGUCCUACUCUGAUUUGGAUGUGUUUAAUACAGAGUAACACCUGAUGUGUUUAAUACAGAGUAAAAACUGGUUUUAUUUAGAUUCUAACAUUUUAAAUGUGUCGUAGGGCUUUGCUCGAAUGUCUUCAGAGAUUGGACGUGAGAAGAGUCAGGAUUGGGGUUCUGCUGGCUUAGGAGGAGUAUUCAAGGUGGAGUGGAUCCGGAAAGAAAGUCUUCCUUUUCAGUUUGCUCAUCACUUACUCAACCCUUGGAAUGACAACAAGAAAGUACAAAUAAGUCGAGAUGGCCAGGUAUGUUGAUUUUACAGCUCUGAGUACAAGUAUAUGCUCUAGGAUGGAUUACUUGAUUCCCUCUGUCUUCAUUGUCAAGAAUGUCUUGACAUAGUUCAUUUUUUUAAACCGGUAAUGGCCAGUUUUAUCUCACUAUUUGAAAUAACAUCAAGAUGUAAGAAAUUUCCCUGUAGAGUGAAAUACGUAACUUCGGCUUUGUAAUUGAAGCAGCCUCUACUGAGGCUAGUUGUCAUUUCCAUGUAGUGGUCUCCUUUUUAUAGCCGGGCCUUAUAACACCAUCACUUUCCCCCCUUCCCUGGUGUAGGAACUGGAACCUCAGGUUGGUGAACAGUUGCUACAGCUCUGGGACCGUAUUCCUUUAGGAGAGAAAAAUGCGGCUGAUUGAAAAUACGACGGGCAACUUUUGAGGUAUACUCUCCAGAUGAGAAUGUGAAUGAAUUUGAAGGUUUUCUAACCCUGUUGGUGAAGCUUAGAGAAAGUAGUAGCUGUUCUCAAGUGGUUAUUGAUGUAAUAUUGGAUAGAUCCACACGUCACUAGAUUUUAAGGCUAGGAGAGGGGGAAGUGGAGCUAAAAUACUGCACCAGGGUGACAGCUGUGGAGGGAGGAUGCAGAGGGAAAGGUCAGUAGAGCAGGCAAGUGAAGCAGAAGAUUGCAAGGCCAGCGUAGUAAUUUCCUGUGUUUUAAAAUGCUCUUCCAGAAAAAGCUUGAUGUACAGAGUGGUCACUUGAGAAAAUCACAUUAUCAUUUGCCAAAAUUAAGCAGAAGUUUUUGUUUGACGAAUAAAGACUUAAAACUUUGUCGUUCUCCUCCACAGUUCCACCUCCUGUGAAAUAGAUAAUGUGCUAAGAUCACCAGUGCACCUAAAGAAGGAAAUGCCUGAGGGAAAAUGGGCUGCAGGCAUUCAGCAGCACUCCUCUAGCACAGACUAGAUUUGAUUCUGUGUUCUGGUUUGAAGGAAACAAUGUGGACUGCUCUUAUUUUCAUUGAGAAGUUUGUUCUUUUUCAUUCACUUUGAAGUUUCAAAUGUUAAGACACCCAAACUCCAAAUGGUGGGUCACCAAAGCAGACCAAAGCUGCUGUUUAAAUUUUAACCAUGUUGUAAUUUAAAGCAGUAGGUCUGGGAACAAUGAGUAAUAUUCAUCUUGAUAGAAUCCUGUUCCGACAAGGCUCAAGGGAAAAUAAAUGGAGGUACAGCUUCGAAGUUGAAAGGGUUGGGAACACCUGCUACUGGACUAAAACUAAAACACUGAGUAGACAAAGCAGUGAAAAGAACCUCCUCCCCUCAGAUUAAAUCCAAUUUAAAUGAUGAGUGCCUUUUGUCAGAAAGCUGGCUUUGGGGUGUUUUAAUUUUGACUUUAUUCUGUGUCCAUUAUGUGCUUGCAGAAAUGGGCAUGGAUUUCCUAAUUCUUUGCUCGUAGCAGGUGCAUCAGGAACAGCCUCUUCACUUUUGACGGAAAGGUAUCUUUAAGGAACCAUUUUGUUUUGAUUAGCCUUCCUCUUAAAACAAUCACCAGCAACUUUUUUCUCCUUCCCAAAAUUGCCUACAAGUUCCUUGUAGUGUGCCCUUUUGAUUUUCUUUUUCAAUUGCCAUAUUUCUUUUGAAUUGAUUUGUCUAAAUAGCUCCCUCCUACAUUGUGCAAAUAUAUAAUCUGUUGUACUUUGCUUGUACAGCCCCCCACUCAAUCUCUUUCCUGUAGUUUCAUUUUUUAAAAGCACGAUGGCCAGAUCAGCUUUUCUGCAGAGCAUUUGAACAGGGAUGGUUUAAUUACUGAGCAGUCUUCUAAGUUAAGAAUGUUUAAAAGGCAAUUAUUUGCCACAAACCACUAAUAAAAGGAUAAAACUACAGUGGAGUAGCUUUUACAUGAAUUUGGGAUUUGAAUUUCUUGGCUUUGCAUUUCAUUGUUAAGGGUUUUUUACAUUUUCAUGUAUAGAUUGACUUAUUUGUGAUUCUUGAGCAUGUGUAAUUGAGUUCCUCUGUACAUCUCGUCGCAUUUUCUUGUUAAUUUUUACUAACUAAUGCCAGUCAUUUACCAGUUUACCAGUUUUAAGUUGGAAAUAAGAUGUAUUUAGAAUAAAGCCAUUUUGUUUUUAGCUGAUUGGUGUUUUGGAGCAAUUUCUACCACAGAGAGUAACCUGUUAUCAAAGCACUAUAUCUACCAAGAAUUAGUUCUUCACAUCUGAUUGUUAAAUUGCAUUCAUUGUCAGGUUGUAUAUAGCAACAAUAAUGAUUCUGUUCCAGUUCUUCUUCAGGUACCAUUGAUAUACAAACUGCAGUAACCUAAUAUAGCUUAAAAAGGAAAUUAGGAAGAAGGCUGUCUUACAUGUUUCUUCUAAAUGUCUUCAAGAUCAGGAUUCAGAUGCAGCUACUCUCGGGUACAAAGGAAAUGUGAUCAGUUACAUGCUUUUUUGCUAUAGGCUAGAUAUUUCUAAAGCACAAAAUAAUAAUAAGUUAUAUGAAAAUAUAGUGUCAGCAUGGUUGGGUUGUAUGUACAUUCCUCCCCUAAAUAAAGUUUAUAUGCACACAGGUCUAUUAUUCCUGUUAGUGAAUUUCAUCGACUUCUAAAAAGCUGAAUAAUCUUUUUCAUAGUACGACUUAAUUCUGCGUAAGCUUAAAGGGUCCUCCUUUCCUAGUCACUGCUGCAGGGUUAAGCAGUCACUACGUUCUGGACUGAUAGUUCACUGUUCAUUUGUCUUUCCUUAUCUACCUGGGCCUUUUAAUCAAAAUGAAAGGUGAGUAGCCGGUGGAGAAUAUGGUUCCUAUGAUGUCUGCUCUGCUCUGGAACCGAGGUGUGUGCUCAUAAAUAAAGUAGCUAUAGUGCUGAAAACUAGGGGAGUAUGGUAGGUAAAGACAAAGCUGUUUCCAAGUGUUUGGAAAUCAAGAUAUUUCUUCCUGUGUGUACAUAUCAAGUUGCUAUAUGUCCUUUUACUGUCCAUAUGUAUUUUUAUGGGUUGGCCUGUCUAAAUCUCAAAAUCCAAAAGUUCCUGAUUCCUUUCAUAGCCAGCCCUCUUACUUUGCAUGCAUUACAGUCAAAAUGGGUCACAACAAAGAGUGAUAAAAUAUGAAUGUAUCAAUGAAGCGCUCUCUUCUCUAGCUCCAUAUACAGUGGUACCUCGGGUUAAGAACUUAAUUCAUUCUGGAGGUCCGUUCUUAACCUAAAACUGUUCUUAACCUGAGGUACCACUUUAGCUAAUGGGGCCUCCCACUGCCGCUGCACUACCGCUGUGCGAUUUCUGUUCUCAUUCUGAAGCAAAGUUCUUAACCCGAGGUACUAUUUCUGGGUUAGCGGAGUCUGUAACCUGAAGCGUCUGUAACCCGAGGUACCACUAUAAAGAACAAACAGUUUAAUAAUAACAAAUGUAUAGUUGAAAAGUGCUGAGGCUUAGGUAGUGGAGCUAGCAGAGCUCUCCAAUGACAAUGAAAACAGCAAAAGCAUGAUCUGUUUUGAAGAGCUGUGGCAGGAGGUAAGAGGCUCAAGGAUUACAAGCGGGAACUUCAGUGAAAAAUACCUGAUCUAGGUGGUAUGUGGCAGUUAACAGACUAUCCUGCUUUGCUCAUUUAAUAACCUUGCCUUGUCAACAGCCUUCUUUUCUUUUCUUUAUAUUUAUUAAAUUUGUAUACCGCCCUUCAUCCAUAGAUCUUUGGGCAACUCACAACAU